CCUCCCCGCCCAUUGUACUUGGUGGCCUGUGGCGCCCCCAGCUGAGCACCAGCCGAAGGCGCGGGAGGAGGCGCAGGCGCAGGCGCGGCGCUUCCAAAAUGUCGCAGACAGCCAUGUCCGAGACCUACGAUUUCCUCUUUAAAUUCUUGGUUAUUGGAAAUGCUGGAACUGGCAAGUCCUGUUUACUUCAUCAGUUUAUUGAGAAGAAAUUCAAAGAUGACUCAAAUCAUACUAUAGGAGUCGAAUUUGGUUCAAAGAUAAUAAAUGUAGGGGGUAAAUAUGUAAAAUUACAGAUAUGGGACACAGCAGGACAAGAGAGAUUCAGGUCUGUAACAAGAAGUUACUACAGAGGUGCAGCGGGUGCUUUGCUUGUCUAUGACAUUACCAGCCGAGAAACCUACAACGCGCUUACUAAUUGGUUGACAGAUGCAAGGAUGUUAGCAAGUCAAAAUAUUGUUAUCAUACUGUGUGGCAACAAAAAGGAUCUCGAUGCAGAUCGUGAAGUUACUUUUUUAGAAGCAUCCAGGUUUGCACAAGAAAAUGAACUGAUGUUUUUGGAAACAAGUGCACUAACCGGGGAGAAUGUUGAAGAGGCCUUUGUACAGUGUGCAAGAAAAAUACUUAAUAAAAUUGAAUCAGGUGAACUGGAUCCAGAAAGGAUGGGCUCAGGAAUUCAGUAUGGAGAUGCUGCCUUGAGACAGCUGAGAUCCCCACGUAGAGCACAGGCUCAAAGUGCUCAAGAAUGUGGCUGUUAAAAAAACACAACAAAACAAACUGAACACUUGUUCUAGAAACAAAAGAUGUCCAUGCAAUUGGUGUUUGUAGCAACAACUGACACAGCUUGAAGGCUAUGCAGUUUUUUUAAAACAUCUUUACUACUGUAUGUGAACAGAAAAACCACUGCUGGAAAAACAGUACUGUAUGGUGGUAGGCAAGAAUGUGCAUAUGACAUAGCAGACUGCAAAACAAACCUGACAAUUCAGUGGACGAUACUAAGACUCACCUGUAUGUAAACAUUUUCCGUUACAUAUUUUUGUCAUUCACCUUUAAAGUAUUGCUGUAUACUGUAUAUAAUGUAACAGUAAAUUUCCAAAGCAUGAUAUACUUAUGUUUGAUAUAAUAAAUGUUGCACUAAAAGCAAUUAUAUUUUAUUUUUUUAAUCAUAUUAACUAAAACUUGUUAACUGAGUUAGGCUUUAUCAUGUUUGUGUUAAUUGCACAGUAGGUUAUAUUUAUGACCUGAAAUACAAAGCCACUGGCACUGUCAGUGAUUUUCCUACUUCACCACGUUUGCCACAUUCUACAAGGUGUUUACAUGAUCCAUUCUAGAAUUACGGUGAGGACAUUAUCUAAGUUUACUAAUCCUGUCAAAUUUGGAAUGGAUGUUUCUAGUGAAGUGCAUCUGUCCUGUUUUCUGACAAUUCUUAAAUAAAUUUCUCUAAACUGUAUUUUUUUCCUACUUUGUAGGUUAAAAAUGCUGCUGCUAAGUCUCUGAAAUGACUGCUGUCUGACCUUAGAUCUUGGAAGUUUCUUAUCUGUGUUCUCUGGUUCUUUCUUUUUCCUUUUCCACUUCUGUUGUAUAGAAGUGGGGGCCAAUGAGAUUUGUUUGUUUUUAGCAAAACUGUGUAUCUUCUUUUUACUGCUGUGUGAGUCCAUGAAAGAUCACCACAAUGAUUUCUUGUGUAUGAGAGAGCUGUUUCUAUAAGAUAUUGCUUAAUCUCGUUGGACUGCACUUCUCAAAGAUGCUUUAGCUACUAAUAAAGCAAUCUGCUAUAAAAAGUC
Molecule: messenger RNA, 1781 nt
Organism: Mauremys reevesii (Reeves's turtle)
Lineage: Eukaryota; Metazoa; Chordata; Testudines; Geoemydidae
Gene: RAB4A
Product: RAB4A, member RAS oncogene family
Exons: 8
Coding region: 99-755 (218 amino acids)
Biological process (GO): regulation of endocytosis; Rab protein signal transduction
Cellular component (GO): endosome
Molecular function (GO): GTPase activity; GTP binding
Source: RefSeq, a predicted model, not a curated record